Molecule: messenger RNA, 567 nt
Organism: Maudiozyma barnettii
Lineage: Eukaryota; Fungi; Ascomycota; Saccharomycetes; Saccharomycetales; Saccharomycetaceae
Gene: MTR2
Product: Mtr2p
Exons: 1
Coding region: 1-567 (188 amino acids)
Source: RefSeq, a predicted model, not a curated record
AUGAAUAAUACAUUUAACAAUAAUAAUACUGGCAAUGGUAAUGAUAUGAAUACCAAACAACAACCUCAUAUUACCGAAACUUUUAUCCAAAAGAUUUUUGCACAUUUAGAUAAUCAAGAUGUUAGUAAAUUAAAUAAUUUUUUACAAUUAUUUAGUAAUAAUAGUAAUGGUAAGAUUAUAAUUAAUGGACAAAGGUCAAAUGAUGCGAUGUCAUUUUUAACUUUAUGGUCACAACAAAUAGUUAGUACACAACAUAGUAUAACAUCAAUUGAUUAUCAUUUAAUUCCAGGUUCUGGUACCGUAUUAUGUAAUAUAGGUGCAAAAGUACGUUUUGAUGAAAGUGGUAGAGAUAAAAAUGGUCAAGAUGCAGUAAUAAGAAACAAUCAAAAUCAAAAUCAAAAUCAAUUAAAUCAAAAUAGAAAUAGACAAUUUUGGGGUUCCUAUUUCGGUGUAUCAUUACAAUUAAUAUUAGAUGAUAGAAUCUAUAGAAAUGAUUUAAAUGGAGUAAUAAACUCAUUUAAUUAUACAAUUAUCAAUAAACCAGAUGAUUCGUUAAUAGAAUUGUAA